AUGGGCUCAUCAUUAUCCUCGGUUUCCAAUUCUUCUACCGAAGACAUUGUCAUAGUAGGCGCUGGCGCCAGUGGCAUAGCAGUGCUUCUUCGCUUGAUCGAACAUGCUAAGGAUGGCAAGAAGAUUCCUCCCAUCAUCGUCGUUGAGAAAGCUUCACCUCCUGGUCCAGGACUGGCAUAUUCUGCCGCUUGUACCGGGACCAUCCUGAACAUGCACACGGACACAAUGGGUCUAUAUUAUAACGACCCCAAGCAUUUUACGAGAUGGAGAAGCGAGCUAGCCAGUGGUCCCUUCCCGUCCCGAAGCCAAUAUGGAGAGUACCUGGAGGCGAUGUGGUCCGAGAUACUCUCGCAAGCCCAACAGAUGGGCUUGGACAUCUCAAUCAUCCAAGACGAAGUAUCCGACAUUGACCGUCAUGACGACAGUACCUUCACCUUGACACUGACAGGGGGGCGUCGCCUUGCUGCCCAAUCUGUCGUGUUGGCGCUGGGGAAUUACACCUCCACUCUCAACACGCACCUGCUGAAUCAACCGGGCUUCUUUCCCAGCCCGUGGCCAACCUCUCAACUAAAGACCAUUCCCGCCGAUGCCUCGGUUCUCAUCAUCGGAUCAAGGCUCUCCGCUGUUGACGCAGCGCUAUUUCUCUCCAAGAAUGGCCACAAGGGCCCGUUGACCUUCAUGUCGCGCAGUGGCCGCCUUCCCAAAGUCCAGGGCGAGCCUGAGCCCUACCCGCGCCGUUACACCCUUCACACCUUGGCCCGAUACAUCGAAUCCAACCCAGCGGACGGUCUUGUCAAGCUCACAACCACCCUUAUGGAUGAAAUUGACGGAGUGAACAACGGAGAUUGGACCUGGAUACAGAAGCAUGCCUCACCGCUCGCUGAACUACGGGCAGACCUAUUCGCGGCACAGGGAGGAAAUGUCCAUUGGCAAACCGUCCUCCGCCACACGGCCCCAGUAAUCGAGCGUUACUGGCACUGUUUGCCUCUAGAAAGCCAGAAGCUAUUCAUGGCCAAAUUCUUCACUCCUUGGAUGCGAUAUCGUCACGGAAUGCCGGUGCAGAAUGCGCAAAAGAUACUCAACCUGAUGGAAACCUCCCAACUUAGUGUCGUCGCAGGAGAGGCUGUCCACUGGGAUGAGGGUGAGGGCGCCUUCAUCGCCCAGACUACCAGCGGGCCCAUAGAAGCAUCCUAUGUCAUCGAAGCAACUGGACAAGAGAGUCAUCUCGAUCGCAUCCCAUCUCCGCUCGUCCAGUCCGCUGUCCGAAAAGGAUUAUUCACCCCACACCCGAUGGGUGGGGUUGACGUCGACUUCCACACCCUCUGUACAUCAACACCCGGCCUAUACACGAUGGGCUCGUUGACCCGCGGCACGCACUUCUACGUCAGCGCCAUCGAUCGAACGGCUGCCCAUGCGGCUCGCAUCGCCGACGCACUGGUCGGGGAGCCCCCUGCCAGACCUGUACAUAUCGCGAUCUUUCUCGGUGCAGACGUGGCCUCGCACCUGAUAGCCAGUGACCUGGUCCCCCUGCUUCUGGCCGAGGGCCAUAUGCCUUUCCUCUUUUUGUCAUCCAGCAAGCAGACACCUUCCUUAGAGGAGUCUGAUAGUCGACCUUUCGACCUGCGCAAACUGGAAUUUUUCGAACGCGAGCUUUUCCGCAAGCAUCUCUGUCCAAGAUUGAAGGAACACAGUUUCAAAGGCGCACGGCACAUGACCGUUGAGCAGAUGCAGACGGCAUACGGGGUCCUUGUGCAAGAAAUACCAGACACGAAGGGUGCCUCGGUCGGCAGAAUGUUGCAAAAAUACUUCAUCGACGUCGGCAUAUCACUGACAUGCGCCGAGGCACCCGACCAGGAUGUUAUUGCUUACUUAUCCUCUUCGUCGCGCUACCUUCUAGCAUUGGAUGCCGGCGUCCUCUCGGCUCCUUGGGACAGCAAGAAAGCUGGAGCCAAGUUUGGGUAUACCCUUCGUGAAUUCCAUGAAGACGGUAAGUUAGGAGACGUGAUUGAUCGCCGGACUACUCCCGUCGGGGAGUCCGCGGCCAUGCUGACAGGUGUGGGCAAGGAGUAUGCGCUUGGAGUGCAGAUGGCUGUUGAUGCAAUUAAGCUGGUGAGUCGGGGAAAGCCUUUGAGCGACGUUGCUUGUCCUCGAUCUAGCGAUACUUCCCGCCAUUGUUAUUUGUCCGCGGAGGAGUUGUGGAAAUAUUGUCAUGAGAGAAGAAUUGAACUGGUGGAUGAUAAGAGGGUUGUGGAAAUGCUGGUGGAGUCAUUUGCCCCGCUGGAAAAGAGGGAGGUGCUGCGAAAGGAGCUGGACGGGGUGGUACAGGAAUGGUAUGCGAAGCAAGAGGUGAGAGAUUCAAAGGAAUAG
Molecule: messenger RNA, 2367 nt
Organism: Aspergillus welwitschiae
Lineage: Eukaryota; Fungi; Ascomycota; Eurotiomycetes; Eurotiales; Aspergillaceae
Product: FAD/NAD(P)-binding protein
Exons: 1
Coding region: 1-2367 (788 amino acids)
Source: RefSeq, a predicted model, not a curated record